AGUUUCUACUCCGUACAAAGAAUAGUCGCGCAAUUCGUUACCUACACCUAUCUAUAAAAGAAAUAUCUGUAUGGCGGUACAGCUUUCUCGGUAUACCUGACAAGAUAUUGGAGGAUCAACGCCGUUCCUUUGUUUCCGUUUACCUAACUCUCCAACACAAGCUCAUGAGUGGUAAGUAGGUAUAUGUUUUACUGAAGCCGACUUUGGGGAAUUCUAGUAAAUCCGCAUAAAUUCAGUGAGAUUGUGCGAUAGAGCUGCAUCUGGUCUAUCAUCCUCAUCAGCGCCAGCAUCAGCAGCAGUGCGAAUGUGGGGCUGCGUUCACGGAAAAAAAGCCAACUACAUUGAAUUAAUGCACGUUGAAAUGAACAACGCGAAGCUUGGAUCGCGCGCACGUAUGUCUUACAGGUACAGCGAGCUAGGAACUGCCCUUGCUCCCAGUGUUCCUGUAUCUAUUGAAUCGAGCUUCUCGCAAGCGAAAGAAUAAAAAGAUCGACAAAGAAUCUUUUGGGUGUCCCUGCCACCGAAGCCAGGAUGUCGACCCAUUCGGGAAGGUCGGAGUAGGCUUGUAUGCUGCAAAGUGUAUGCUGGGAAGAUGUGAGAUACGGUACAAAUGUUACGUUGAUUCACAAUUCUUGAAUUUCUUUCUACCUCUCCCUUCCGAUGCCUUUUGCUGAAAGGUUCGUCGGGCUGUGACCACCCUCCAGGAAUUCUCGUCGCUCAAACUCUCAACCUUGGAAGAUGGUGCUCCAACAGUUCCUCUACGGAACCCCGCAUCCAAUUCUCCUCAUCAUUGUCCCCAUUAUAUUUCCCCUGGUAAUAUGCGCCGACGUGCUCCAAUUCGUAGACCCCCUUAUUGGCAGCACUAACGGAGGAAAUGUUUUCGCGGGUAGUACGCGACCGUACGCUCUCGCAAAACCCGUCGCGGAUGUAAACGGCCAGAAUACGGGGGGUUUCGCGACUGACGGCUCAAAUAUUACCGGGUUCUCCCAAGUCCACGAUAGUGGAACGGGCGGCAAUCCUAGCCUGGGCAAUUUCCCUCUGUUCCCGCAGGUCUGCGAGGGGGAUGAGGUGAACAAUUGCAAGUUUCUCAUAGGCGAGAGGGCUACGCCCUAUGUCGAGGAAUCGGUGGUGGCCAGGCCGGGAUAUUUUGAGGUGGAAUUGGUGUCCGGGAUCAAAGCGACGAUGACCUCGAGCGAGCACGCUGCUCUGUACAAGUUCGAAUUUCCGGCUUCGGAUGACCAACAUCCGCUAGUAUUGCUGGACCUGACAGACCUUUGGCAAAGCCGCCAGAAUGCCACAGUUAUCGUAGAUUCCGAAAGCGGGAGACUGAAGGGCAACGGCACGUUCCUCCCAAGUUUUGGCGCGGGGUCGUACGUGAUGCACUUCUGUGUCGACUUUUUCGGCGCGGAGGUUCUCGACAACGGUGUAUGGGUCAAUAAUCGAGGAGGCGUCGAACCGAAGGAGCUCUUCGUUACUCGCGGCUUCAACCUCUUCUAUCUGGAAGCGGGAGGAUGGGUUCGAUUUAGCAAUUUAGUUAACAAUACCCUGACGGCGAGAACAGGGAUCAGCUUUAUCAGUGCGGACCAGGCCUGUCAGCGGGCACAGGAAGAAAUCUCCGAACCUCUCAGCGACUUCGACAGGCUCGUAUCCGAGACCGAGGAUGCAUGGCGGGAGAAGCUGAGUCCGGUUUCCAUCGAUGCCGGCGGUGUCAACGAGGAUUUCCAAACUAGCUUCUGGAGCGGAUUAUAUAGGAGCAUGAUUUCACCGCAGAAUUAUACCGACGAAAACCCAUACUGGAACAGCGGAAUCCCUUACUUCGAUUCAUUCUACUGUCUCUGGGACGCGUUCCGCGUUCAACACCCGCUCCUCACUAUUCUGGACCCGAAUGCCCAAGUCCAGAUGGUCAACGCCCUCCUCGAUAUCUACAAGCACGAGGGCUGGCUACCUGAUUGUCACAUGUCGUUGAGUAAAGGAUGGACGCAGGGUGGCUCCAAUGCCGAUGUCGUACUCGUAGACGCCUAUGUCAAGAAUUUAACUGGCAUCGACUGGGAACUUGCACUCGAAGCGAUCAUCCAAGACGCUGAAGUAGAACCGCUGGAGUGGUCUUACCAUGGUAGAGGUGGCUUACAAAGCUGGAAAAAUCUUUCUUAUAUUCCUUACCUUGAUUUUGACCCAGUUGGAUUUGGCACGAACUCUCGUAGCAUUUCAAGAACCCUGGAGUAUGCAUACAAUGAUUAUUGCCUCGCCACGCUGGCACAGGGGCUUGCGCGAGAUGACCUAUACGACAAAUAUGUUUCAAGAAGUGCCAAUUGGCAGCGCUUAUGGAAAUCAGAACAGAACUCCAUCAUCAAUGGUAAUGAUACAGGAUUUGUGGGAUUCUUCCAGCCGAAAUAUCAAAAUGGAACGUGGGGUUACCAAGAUCCGAUUGCUUGUUCGGCGCUCGCGAGUUUCUGCUCUCUUACUACCAAUCCUAGCGAAACCUUCGAGGCCAGUGUGUGGCAGUAUCAAUUCCUUGUCCCGCAAUCUAUGUCGACCCUGAUCAGUUUGAUGGGCGCCGAGGUGUCGUUUAUUCAACGUCUCGACUUCUUCCAUACGUCGGGACUUGCUGAUAUCUCCAAUGAACCCGUGUUCUCAACAGUGUACCUCUAUCACUACGCGGGACGCCCUGCAUUAUCUACUAAGCGGUUACACACCUACAUUCCAUCGUCAUUCAAUGCCUCCCACGAUGGCUUGCCAGGGAACGAUGACUCGGGCUCGAUGGGUGCCUUCGUGGUAUUCGGCAUGAUCGGUCUGUUUCCUAUAGCCGGGCAAGACGUAUAUCUAAUCUCAGCACCGUUCUUUAAACAAGUCAACAUAACAAGCCCCUUAACCGGAAAUACGGCCCAAGUAAACACGGUGGGGUUUGACGCUAGUUAUGAGAACAUUUACAUUCAAAACGUGACGGUUAAUGGGCAGCCGUGGACGAAGUCCUGGAUUAACCAUGCGUUCUUCCACGAGGGAUGGACGAUGGAACUCGUUCUCGGACAGCAAGAGUCUGAAUGGGGCACAAAGUUGGAGGAUCGACCUCCGAGUUGGGGAGCGGCGAUGGUAUAAAUCUUGGGAACGGGAAGCGGAUGACCUAUACAGAAAUAGUAGACCCAUCUACGGAUGUGGUCGACUUUCUACCUAAUUACCUACCUAAUAAAUAUAAAUAUGGCUUGGCCAUGAAAAAAGUGAAUCCCCA
Messenger RNA from Annulohypoxylon truncatum, 3223 nucleotides. RefSeq names its product glycoside hydrolase family 92 protein. Gene Ontology annotation, cellular component: nucleus; cytosol. The transcript is spliced from 5 exons. The coding region runs from base 739 to 3093 and encodes 784 amino acids. Gene Ontology annotation, biological process: carbohydrate metabolic process; glycoprotein catabolic process; protein deglycosylation. Lineage: Eukaryota; Fungi; Ascomycota; Sordariomycetes; Xylariales; Hypoxylaceae. Gene Ontology annotation, molecular function: carbohydrate binding; peptide-N4-(N-acetyl-beta-glucosaminyl)asparagine amidase activity. The record is from RefSeq and is a predicted model, not a curated record.